Molecule: messenger RNA, 429 nt
Organism: Eremothecium gossypii ATCC 10895
Lineage: Eukaryota; Fungi; Ascomycota; Saccharomycetes; Saccharomycetales; Saccharomycetaceae
Gene: MLC1
Product: Mlc1p
Exons: 1
Coding region: 1-429 (142 amino acids)
Biological process (GO): mitotic actomyosin contractile ring assembly
Cellular component (GO): myosin II complex
Molecular function (GO): calcium ion binding
Source: RefSeq, marked provisional
AUGUCAAGAAUCAACAAGGAUAUAUUCACUCUGUUCGACAAGCAGGCCAAGGGCUCCAUCUCGAAGAGCCAAUUAGGCGACUAUCUCCGGGCGAUCGGGUACAACCCCACGAACGCCCUGAUCCAGGAGAUCGGCAGCCGGUUGCCCGAGCAGCUGACGCUGGACGACAUUGCUAGCGUGGAGCAGAGCCACGCCAAGGUGCUGGAGGCGACGACAGAAGGCCGGCUGGAGGACUUUGUGAAGGCGUUCCAGGUGUUCGACAAAGAGAACACGGGGAAGGUGACUGUGGGGGAUAUCCGGUACAUGUUGACGGGGCUGGGCGAGCGGCUCACGGACGACGAGGUGGACGAGCUGAUGAAGGGCGUGGAGGUCGAUUCCGAGGGUGGCGUUGACUACAAGAAGUUUAUCGAAGAUGUGCUGAGACAGUGA